This is a messenger RNA of Protopolystoma xenopodis, 1815 nucleotides long. The record is from the annotation of a GenBank genome assembly. Lineage: Eukaryota; Metazoa; Platyhelminthes; Monogenea; Polystomatidea; Polystomatidae.
AUGUAUGAGUUACACUUCCACUUCACAACACAGGAGUACAUUUCCCUCAGUUAUGUGCUUGGCUACUCUGCAGAAGAGAUACGCCAACUCUGUCUUCAGGCUCGAUACGAGGGUAUGAGUGGAUAUUUCAAGGACAAGUGGAAUUGGCUUGAUAUACUUGCCAUUCUUUUCACGCUUUGUGGCUUCAUCAUACGCUGCACAGCUCAGUGUCAGGAGCCCUCGCAAUUCGCAGAGGCAUUUGACAGGACAAUGUACCUGGCACGCAAUAUUUACUUAAUUGGCCUGCAUCUCUUCUUCAUUCGCACUUUGUUCAUCACCUCAAUCUCACCUAAAAUCGGCCCAAGAUUAAAGAUGAUGACGGAUAUGUUGAAAAAGGAUCUUAUACCACUACUCAUUGUAUUUGCCAUCUUCAUCACCACUUUCGGGGUUUGGAUUGAGAGCCUUUUGCAUCCAAACCGAUUCUAUAUGACAAAACAUCAGAUACAGUCUGAAUAUUUGAAUAUCACGAGAUCGUUUAACAAACAGCAAUUUGAAGUCAGAGAUUCUAUAGGUAACCUUUUUAAACGAGCCUUUUACAGCAUUUUUGAGGUGAGCACCAUUCUUGAUGAAGUAGAGAAAUGUAGAGGCCGUUGUGGUCAUAGAGAUGGCAACGACAUAGUCGCAUUCUUUGUCCUUGUGCUCUACACUGGUAUCGUGAACAUCAUCCUCAUCAACCUUUUGAUAGCCCUGUUCAGUAAUACUGUCUCCCGUAUUGACCAGAAGUCAGCCGCCCACUGGCUCGCCGAGAGGUACAAAAUUAUUGAGGAGUACAGCCAACGCUCCAUUCUGCCAUCACCGUUCAAUUUAGUUUCCAUUCUCUUUGAGUUGAUCGCCUUCUGUAUACGCCGUUGGUGUCGGUGCACUGCAAACAAGGUCUCCCACUCCGUCAGCAAAUCCGUGGCCUCUUCCUCCUCCAAUAUGAAAUACACCUCGCGCGCUCGGUCCAAUAGUCUAAAAGUCCGUUCGAGUGACCUUGGUGUAAAAAUGGAGUCCGGAUCAGACAGCCAAAACUCGAAUGAAGAGGUAUUUGAGCUCAUGAAUCCGGCGAGGAAUGAUAACCAUCAAGAUAUCAACUAUUUGGUUUGCCGGGAGAAGAGGAUUCGACGAACCAAACUCAUGGAUGAAACAAUAAAUUCACACUUGCUCAAGAUGGAGACUGAUAUUUUUCUUAAAUUUAUUCUUAUCCAAAGUUUCGCCUUGAAGGAUGGUCGAUAUACUUUGGGACCAUCUACUCAGACUAUUGGACAUGGAACAGGAAGCGGAUAUUUAGCUGGAAUGCAACAAUCUGGAGGCGGCGUCUUCCAAUUUGGGGGCAGCUGUUAUGCAAACGAAAGUAAUGCUAUUGGCAACAUUGGCAGUUCAAAUCCCUUGGGUAUGGUCAGGGCGGAGAGAUGGCAUAUGGACAAAUCUACUGGGUCCCAGGCUCCUGAUGAAACUGCUGAUAGUGUGGUUGGCCUUCUCGAGUCUCGGGUAGGUAGCAUUGAGACUCAGCUGAUCGGUCUCGAUGCCAAGCUCGACCAAAUAUUGAGCCAGCUAGCUGAAAUGGCGCCCCGGCGCUACAGUUACAAAGCGGCUCAUUCGACCGGAUUUGCAGAUGCCUUACUCGCAUCGUAUUCAUCCUCUCCGAAUCUGCCGCCUCGGAUUCCAACCUCUCGAGAACUUAUGAUGACGGCCAAGAACGCUACAGAAGUUCAUGUGCCCCCGGCUGUCACGAUAGAGCAUGCAGCUGAGGAGCAUGACUCUACUUCGGCCUAUACAAAACCCUCAUCACAUUAA